This is a messenger RNA of Vespula vulgaris, 5124 nucleotides long. RefSeq names its product oxysterol-binding protein-related protein 8 (gene Orp8). The record is from RefSeq and is a predicted model, not a curated record. Bases 477 to 3215 code for a protein of 912 amino acids. Gene Ontology annotation, cellular component: membrane; intracellular membrane-bounded organelle; cytosol. Gene Ontology annotation, molecular function: cholesterol binding. Lineage: Eukaryota; Metazoa; Arthropoda; Insecta; Hymenoptera; Vespidae. The transcript is spliced from 17 exons.
UUUGUAUGUCGUAUAUAAUGAUCAGUAAAUAAAAACGAGACUUCGUAAUAUGAAAGAUUUGUAGUUAUAGUACAGUUAAAAUUAUGCAAUGUAAUCGUACGUAAAGGAGGUUUUGCAUUAGUAGGGGUAAUAUGCAAUGCGUUUUCGCAUAACUAAGUCCAAUCGUAUGUUUGUAGCUAAGCUAUAACGUUAAGUGAUCAAUGGAACAUCGCACAUCGCGCUCGCGCCGUCAUACGUUUCUGUGCUCGAGUAGAAUUGCUUCGUUUUUCUUUCGAAUAUUUAUUAAUACGAUAAUGAAAAAAUAGUACAAUUAAUGAAGUAUAGUACGAGAAUAAAUAGAAAAUGACGAGCUUCAUUUUCUUUUUGUCUAUUCUUGUGUUUUAAUAUCGAUUUUAUGGUAUAAUUAAUUUGUGUAAUGGACCUGCCUGUCAUAUAGACACAAUCAUUUAAACGAAAGUUUGUAUUAUAGAUUAAUCAUGAGUUCACAACCAAUAGUAGUACCUGGUGGAGAUCAGCGAAUACAAUCAGAUGCUCAUUCUGUACCUGCUGGAUGUGCUUCGGAUACAUUUAAAACUAUGACACCGCCUAAUGUUAGUCGGUCUCUGAGUAACCAACCUAAAUAUGUAGAACCAGUGGAUCAACAAGUUCGACCAAGCAGUGUCCAUGUACAACCAAUGCCCUUACCAAAACUUCCAUCAACUGAAUCACUUACAACAAGUGUAACUAUUACAACUGGCCCAGUUCCUGUAUCUCCAGGUUUAUCUAUGACUGGAGAGAACAAUCAAAAAACAGAUAAUACAUCAGAUAAGUCAAUGGAUUCCUGCAAGUUGACACGGAAAGAAUCGUAUAAAGCACAGAGAAAAAAUUAUAGAAUGGAAAAGAAACGAGUUGCAAAUGAACUUCUUAGUUCAUUUAAAGAUCCAACUGUUAUUGUAAUGAGUGAUUGGCUUAAAGUUAGAGGAACAUUGAAAAGCUGGACAAAAUUAUGGUGUAUCCUUAAACCUGGCUUGUUACUAUUAUAUAAAAGUCCAAAAAUAAAAAGUAAUCAUUGGGUUGGAACUGUUUUGCUGAAUACAUGUCAAGUAAUAGAAAGACCUAGCAAAAAGGAUGGAUUCUGUUUUAAACUUUUUCAUCCUUUAGAACAGUCUAUUUGGGCUCCUCGAGGACCAGAAAAUGAAGCAAUAGGAGCUGUGGUACAACCUUUACCAACUUCUUACUUAAUCUUCAGAGCACCAUCACAAGCUGCUGGUAAAUGCUGGUUGGAUGCACUUGAACUUUCUUUAAGAUGCUCUUCAUUAAUUGUACGUUCAACUAGUGCAUUGCCGCGUUCUUUGCAUCAUGAUGCGACGACUACUCAUGAAACUCAAUGGAGUGAAGCAGAUUAUGAAAAACAUUUUGAUGAACAUGAAUACAAGACCCAUGAGGUAGUAACGCUAGAACCUGUGUACGCCUCACAUACAGACCUGGAUGAUAUCAGCCAGCCAGAGAAUGGAGUCGCAGCCGAUGCCGAAAUCAGUGCUUCGGAUAGUGAAUCUGAGGGUUCUGCAAAAGAAGAACCAUUGGACACAAUUAAUGAAACUCCAUAUGUAUCUAAUGAAAGCGAAGUUCUUGGAUCAGCUGGAGAAGUAGUAACAGUACUGCAGGAAGAACAAAAAUCUUUAAUAUGGUUUUUAAUGAAACAAGCACGACCUGGAAUGGAUCUAUCUAAAGUAGUAUUACCUACUUUUAUAUUAGAACCUCGAUCUUUCUUAGAGAAAUUAGCUGACUCUUAUUAUCAUGCUGAUCUUUUAUCAGAAGCAGUAAUAGAAGAUGAUGCAUUUACACGUAUGAAAGCAGUUGUAAAAUGGUAUUUAUCUGGUUUUUAUAAAAAACCUCAGGGCCUGAAGAAACCAUACAAUCCACUUUUAGGUGAAACAUUUCGUUGUUAUUGGCAACAUCCUAAUGGUUCAAGAACAUUUUACUUGGCAGAACAAUUGUCUCAUCAUCCACCUAUAUCAGGAUUUUAUGUAACAAAUCGUCAAGAUGGAUAUACGAUUAGUGCUACAAUUAUUGCUAAAUCUAAAUUUUAUGGUAAUUCAACAUCAGCAAUUUUAGAUGGUGUUGCAAUAUUAACAAUGUUACCCAGAGGUGAAGAUUAUACAAUGACAAUUCCUUAUGCACAUUGUAAAGGUAUUCUUGUGGGAACAUUAUCUAUGGAACUUGGUGGAAAGAUAGAUAUUGAAUGUGAGAAAACUCGUUACCAUACUGAAUUAGAAUUUAAACUUAAGCCCUUUCUUGGAGGAGCAGAACAGAUGAAUCAAGUAGUAGGAAGAAUACGUUUAGGAAAAGAGACUCUUGCUACUAUUUCAGGGUAUUGGGAUGGACAAAUUAUGAUUACUGAUAAACGAACUGGACAAGAAAGUGUAUUUUUUAAUCCAACUUCAGAAAUACGUAAAAGAAGAUUGAAGAAAUAUACUGUGCCUCUAGAAUAUCAAGGUCCAUGGGAAAGUGAAAAAUUAUGGCUUGCUGUUACACAAGCGAUCAAUCGAGAUGAUCAAUUUGCUGCUACCGAAGCAAAAACGCAACUAGAGGAAGCUCAAAGAGAACGAGCGAAAGAACGUAAAAGUGUUGGUCAAGAAUGGGUUCCUAAAUAUUUCGUACAGGAUAUUAUAACAGGUAAUUGGGUUUAUAGACAUGCAGAUGCUCGGCCAUGGGAUCCUAGAAAUGAUGUAGUACAAUAUGAGCAUGAUUAUAUUAUACGCACAAAAACAAGACAUAAAACACCGAUAAUGCGUACUGGUAGUAUUGUUUCUACAGAUCCUCAAACGCAGAUGCCAUUACUUCAAGCUGAGUCUCGUUCAUCGUUAUCUGUAUUAAAAUCUUCAAAACGGCAAUUGUCAAAUAAUUUACCUCUUACAGAAACUGCACAUGAUUCAGGUAGUUCAUCUGCAGAGUUACAUUCAGACUCUAGUCAAUCAGUAGGAAAAAGGAGACGAGCAACAACAAGAUUAUUGGAUAUUACAAAAGACAUAGAAAAUCAAUUAUCAGAAUAUGGUGAAAAACUUAAUCGUAUUCAACAUUUAAUUGAACAACUUGCUAUAAGGCAAAGAGCACAAAUAGAACAACAUCAUAUAAAUGUUCUAAAAAGUUUUAUGGAUAUUAUUCUGGUUAUUGUAGUUGUUUUCCUGAUGCAGUACUUCAUGAAAGUAUGGAAUACAGGACUUAAUACAAGUUGAAAUAAUUUAUUAGUGUCCUAUAUAUUACAUAACUAUUUACACAUAAUAAAAUAAAAGAAUCAGCUUUUUAUUUUUCAGGUGUAUAAAUAUAUAUAUAUAUAUAUACAUAUGUAUAAAUAUAUAUAUAUAUAUAUAUAUACAUAUUCUUAAUUGAUCGUGAUAAUGCAGCAACAGUAAUAUUUUAUAACAUUAACUAUAUGAAAUUGUGAGUUAAAAAAACGUGUACAAUAUUUAUCUAAAAUUAUUUUCUUAUAGCAUCAAAGGUGUAUAAUUUAUGCCUAAAUUGUUGGAUUACCAAUCAAUAUGAGCUUAAUAUCUUGUAUAUAAUGGCUAUAUUGCAAUAUUAUAUAAGAUGUUAUAAAAAUCUGUUGAGUUACUAUAGUUUUUACUGCAACUACUCGAUAGUAAAACGCAUACAUAACGAAAUUAUUGCAGUACAGUUCUAAAAAAUUUGUAGAUUACAUACUUGAUGUCUAUAUAUUAUAUAAAGCUAUAAAAAUUAUAAAAGUUAAUUGUAAAUUAUAUUAUUAUCUAACUUGAUUCAUUGAUCUUUAUUGAAGUAUCUUAAUAUUAUAUAUCCAUUCUUUAAAUCGUAGAACUUCAUAUCAAUGAAUAACAGUGUUUUAAGAGUAAUUGCAUGUUAAAACUUGUACAUAAAUAAGAUGCACAUAAACAUUAUCUUCGCAUUUCAAUAAAUUGAUUUCAAUAAGUUGACUUCAAUUGAUUCGCGAUGUUUACAAAAUAUUUUUUAUAACAAAAUUUAUAUCUAUGCACACGCUUUUACGAACAUCGCAUUUUAUGAAUUGUCCAUAGAGCUUUCUUACAAUUUAUUUGCGACUGAUAAAAUGAAAAAAUGAGUCUUGAUCAAUUUUAUAAUUUAUAGUACAGUGCCUAAUAAUCUACUUGGUAUUUGUUAUUUAAUAUAAAAGCUGUAAAAAUAUAAUCAACAUGAUUCCUGAUGAUAGAAGGUUUCAACAAUAUUCCAAAAAAGCAUUAUUAUAGAAAUUUUAAAGUUGGUCCUAAUAUAUCAGUAUCAAUGUUAACAUAAUAUUUCCGUAUACUUGGAUUAUAUGAUAAGCAUAUUUUAUUCAUACUAUAUUUUAUUAAUACUAUUUUUGAUCAUAUGCCAAAAUUUAAUAUUUAAUAAUCCAAGUAUAAAAAUAUAACAAUUGACAAGAAUAGUUUAUUGAAAGAAAUCGUAUAUUUCCUAUAAUAUAGUUUCUAUAAUAAAACGUUCCUUAUAUAUUUUUGACAAAUCAUUAUUUAUUCAAAAUUACAGCAAUUAAUAAUAUUACUAUUAAAACUGAAAUAAUUUCUAUAUGGUAUUUAUCUGAAAGUUUAUGCUGCAUUCUUUUUUUGCACAAACAUAUUCACAUUAUACGUUUUUUCCUAAGAAAACACAUACUAUUUUAAACUUAAUAUAUGCUAUUGAGUGUUUCAUUUAAUUUAAGUUCAACAAAGGUAUAUAUGGUCGUAUAAUAUCCGUAAUAUUAAAAAAUUUUUUUUUAUUUAUAGAUUUUUUUUAAUAGAAUCAUCUAUUAAAUUUUAAUUGUUAUAGUUUAAUUAAGGUACAUGAAUGGAACAAAAAGGGAUAUGUGCAAUAGUUUUUAAAUUAAAAAAAUUAAUUUACCCCAUUCCUAUGAAAUACGCUUUUUAAAUGGUUAAAAUAUCAUUUAACUAUGAUAUAAAUAAAUAUAUUUUGAUUCUUUACUAAAAAAAAAAUUAAUAUUGUGUAUGUACCUGAAAUAUUUAUUUACAUUUUUAUUUUCAAUUUCAAUUAUGAUUUAUUAUUAAAAUGAAAAUAUGAAUAUCAUAAUUAUAACAAAAAAUUAUCUACUGUUACUGGAUUAUUUAUGCUUGUAUCGUAUACAUUAGUAAUAGUACCAUAAAUAUUAUAUAACUAUAAAUA